AUUUUAGUAUAUGUUGUACACCGGUUUUUCCAGUUUAUGAAUUAAUUGAUGAGGAUAGACUUUGGCGGAAGAAUUAAUUUGAAGACAUAAUAUAAAAAAUUAUUAAAACAUGAAUAAAAAAUAGAAAGAUGUUUGAAGAGUUUUUUAUUUUUCUAUAGCUUUGAUUUGUUUUGAUGGUUUUAUUCCGAUGAGUAGGUUAAAUUCGCCUUGAGUUCAUCUUUUGGUUGGUAUCAUAGCUUAGCCAACUCAUAACUACACAAUUUAUUGAAGUCGAUUUAUUCAACUCCUAAAUACUUCAGACUGUAAUGUUGAUUACAUCACUUUCAAUAGAAUGCGUUGACUAAUCUAUGAAAGAAGGGACAUGAGGAUCUAACCUUGUUGCUUGCCCAAAACUUUAAAAUUUGAAUGAAUCUCCUUUUCACAAUGCAUCCACAUAAAAGAGAUAUAGCCCAGCGAAACCAAAGCCGGAUUCUUAAAAACAGAACGUAGCUGAGGGCUCUUGAUAAAAAGAAAUUGCCUUGAUAAUAACACAGUAUAUAGAAUAAUUAUAUUUUUAUUUUUAAGGGCAAAUCUUCAAAGUAGGACAUUUCUAAGUUUAUGUCACAAAAAUAGCUCUCAAAAGCUAAAAUGACCAAAAUAGCAUUUUAUUUUUGAAUUUUUUUAUUUUAUUUUUUAAAAUUUGAAAUCUUAUCCCCAAAAUCUCAUUCCCCAACUCUAAACCCUAAAAACUAAACUCUAAACCCUAAACUCCACCCCUUAACUCUAAACCCUAAUGUCUAAAUUAAUUUACCAUUGAGAUAUAAGUGUAUAUUUAUCUCUUUUGAUAAAACAUUAAGUGCUAUUUUGGUCAUUUUUAUUUUUAGAGACUAUAUUUGUGACAAAAAAAAUUUUAAUGCUAUCCUAGUCAUUUUUUCUAUUUUUAAAUCUGUUUUUAUUUUUUGACAAUGUCUAACAUAAUAGAUAGUAUUAAUUAUUUAUUAAGAGUAACAUAGACAUUAGUCACUCUAACUUUUAACACGAGAUCUCGAAUGUUAAAAAUCACUUAAUAAAUAAUAAUUUAGAUAUAUUUGAUAUAUUUUAUAAAUAUUGAAUAGUUUGGAUGGUUCAAAUAGAAAGAGAGAUAAAUCAGAUUAUUUCAAUUAUUUUAAAUACACCAAAUAAUUUGAAAAUAGGUAAAUUAAAUAUUUUAGUUUUAAAAUAGUUUUAAAUCUAAAUUAUAUUUUUUAGUAUUCAUUUGAUUUUUAACUCCAAAUAUUUUGGAUGUUAGAAAUAUAAAAAUAGUUAUUCUUAUUUUUGGUUUAGUUUUGUAAUUUGGUUUGGUAUUUAAUUUGCCAUGUCUAGUUUGAUUAACAAAAUAAUAAAAUUGAUCCAGGUAUAAGGAUCUCCAAAAAAAAGGCAAACGGAAAUGUCGAACCCGUGACUUGAAGGUAUUGAGACAGAACAUUCUUUGGCUUUUCUUUCUCUCUCUCACACAGACAUCAUCCUCAUCACACCCUUUCCUGGCACGCUCACAUUCACCACCUCUCUUCUAUUCUUCUUUCAUGGCUUCUCUCUCAGAUCUGAUCCACCAGUUGCACUUCUUUGUUUUCCAAUCUUAAGAUCCAAACCUCUCGCCCAAAUCAGUCGUACCUAACCUCACGCGCCACCGCCAUGUCCACUCCACCACUGCUCCCUGUCACCAAUCAGCAAGCUGUUCAAUCUCAGCCACCAAUCAACACUCCCGCCUUCCAUACCUUCUUCUCACGCCUAUCCACCUCGAUCCGCGACGGCUUAUCACAACGCCGCCCAUGGGCAGAGCUCGUCGAUCGGAGCUCCAUGGCGCGACCUGAAUCCCUCACCGACGCUUUGUCACGGAUCCGGAAGAAUCUGGCCUACUUUAAGGUGAACUACGUCGCCGUCAUUCAAUUAUAAAGGAGGAGAAACAGAGGAAGUUGAAACGAAACCAUCAAGGAAUGAGUUAAGAAAAUAAUUGAAUGAGGGAGUGUGAGUUGUGUGUGAUAACGGUGAAUUGCAGUGAGUCCUCCAAACUGCGAAGAAAAAAAGUUGACGGAUAAUUAUGUUAUCAGAGUUUAGGUUUUUCUGAGUUGGGGUUCAAGUGGGCCACUGAAAAUUAUUAUUGGCCCAGAGAUGUUAUCAGAUUUUCAUACUUGUCGACUUGAGGCUGUUAUGACGUGACAGAAUAAAACGUUUUUAUUGGCUUGAAUUAAUUGCUGACGUGGACAACCUCUCUACUCCUCAUAUAACCCUUUUAGUAUUAGAUAGAUUAUGGGCUUUAUUUUGCUUAUAUUAUUGGUCAACUUGUCAAAAGUAAUGUUUUAUCCAAAUAUUUAUAAAAUUAUUUACUAAGAUGUUUUGUUUUCAAUUUGUCACUAAUCACUUAAUAAAUGGUUACUAAAAGUCAGUAUAUACCUAACUAGUAGACAGUUAAUGACAUAUUAAGGAUCUAACCAUAAUCAAUUGUGGCUAAAUAUGAAUACUUGUUUGCGAAUUAGGUGUUUAUUAAGUUUUUUUCUUUGAUCUUUUUGGGGGUUUUGAUCAAAUAGGUUAUGAUAACUAUUAUCACAACUCUAGUCUCUAACCUCGCAUCCAUGUCCAUGUCACACGAAGGCAGAGAGAGAUGAAUCGAAGUUUUAGGGCACAAGAGUCGUCUCUAUUGCUGGAUUCAGCAGCAAGGCAGAGACAAACAACAGCUUAGGCUUCUAUGAUGGCUGAGAAAGAUGAAGAGCUUUCUUUGUUUCUGGAGAUGAGACGGCGUGAGGAAGAACAGGAUAGUCUCCUUGUGAACAACCCUCAUGACUUUGUGAGACUCCAUUAGGUAAAAUUUGAAUGUCUUCUGUUUUUUUUUUGGGUAAGAGAAGCUUUGAUUAGUUUAUUGAUGGGUUUGAAUCUUUAGGUUCAAAGCCUGGAACUUCACCAAUGUUUAACAUCCCAAGUGGUGCUCCUGCACGGAAGACAGGUCCCCUUCCUGAUGAUUUCCUCAGUUCUGAAGGCGACAAAAAUGACUAUGAAUGGCUUCAGACUCCUCAAGGUGAACCAGGCUGGUGAUUCAAAGGGCCGCCCAGCUACAUUGACCUCUAGGCUGGCGAGUUCUUCAACAGAGAGAGCAUACGGAAGAAACCAUUUAACAUCUAGACACCCAACUUCGUCUCCUGUAGCAAGUCGGAGACCUUCAUCAUCUGGAGGACCUGGAUCAAGACCAGCCACGCCUACUGGAAGAUCAUCAACACUGACAACUAACUCAAAAACCUCAAGGCCUUCAACACCCACUUCAAGAACCACAGUCUCCUCAACUACUCGACCUUCUAUGACUAAUUCUGCAAAGACAAAAUCUACGCCUAUGAGUAGGCCAAUAAGUUCAUAUAGGCUCACACCUACGGCAUCUAAACCAACUACUUCAACUACUAGACCUGCUGGUUCAACAGCUAGAUCUACCUUACUAGCACCGCCACAAAGUCUGCAGGUCCUGUGUUGAUGGGAGAAAAAAAUGGUGGAGAGAGUGAUAAACAUGCGGAAACUGGCUCCUCCCAAGUUAAAUGAAAAUGGUUCUCCUCAUGGUAACUUAUCUGCCAAGUCUCUGUCACCAGAUAGUGCAGGAUCUGAAAGAACUCUCUCCAAGAAGUCCCUUGAUAUGGCGGCUAUAAGACAUAUGGUGCGUCAUCGCUCUCUAUCUUUCUCUCUUCCAGGGUAGUACCUAAACAUCUAGAACCACUUCUCAAUAAUUUCCGGCUAAAUUCGAACAUAAAUGUCAUAAUAUAUAACCUGAUAGGGCAUGAUUAUGUUAAGAAUAACACAUGAAAUCUCUCAACUGCUAAUAUAACACACACAUAAUGUAAGCAA
Messenger RNA from Brassica rapa (field mustard), 3837 nucleotides. RefSeq names its product salivary glue protein Sgs-3-like. The record is from RefSeq and is a predicted model, not a curated record. Lineage: Eukaryota; Viridiplantae; Streptophyta; Magnoliopsida; Brassicales; Brassicaceae.